AUGGCCUUUCCCGGGGUGCUGCUGGCUCUGGCGCUGGCCGCAGCCUGGACGGGCCUGAGCAGUCGGAAAGAUGGGGGGACACCAGCUCCGCCGGACCCCAGGGAAGAGGAGGGACGCACAGGCUCUCCUGCGAACAUAUCCCCAUCCCGCCCCCGCCCAGGUGAAGCCUUCAGAUGCUUCACCUGCGAGCAGCCCACGGUCAUCGAGGCCUGCAGGAACAUCACCCAGUGCGGGCAGGAGCACACGGCCUGCAGCACCUCGCUGGUCAUGGGCCGCUCAGAGUUCCCUUUCAACCAGAGCCCCCUGGUGAUCCGCUCCUGCUCCAGUUCCUGCAAGGCUACAGACCCUGACAGCAUCGGGGAUGCGCACCUCAUCCGCUGUUGCUUCCAGGACCUCUGCAACUCCGGAGGCACUGCCAGCCCCGGCAUCAGGGUUCUGGCCACGCUGGGCACCGCACUGCUGGGCCUCAUGCUCCCCUGA
This is a messenger RNA of Sorex fumeus (smoky shrew), 480 nucleotides long. It is a transcript of the gene SLURP1, whose product is annotated as secreted LY6/PLAUR domain containing 1. The transcript is spliced from 3 exons. The coding region runs from base 1 to 480 and encodes 159 amino acids. NCBI's taxonomy places the organism in Eukaryota, Metazoa, Chordata, Mammalia, Eulipotyphla, Soricidae. The record is from RefSeq and is a predicted model, not a curated record. Gene Ontology annotation, molecular function: acetylcholine receptor inhibitor activity.